This is a messenger RNA of Lindgomyces ingoldianus, 1791 nucleotides long. RefSeq lists its product as uncharacterized. The transcript is spliced from 17 exons. The coding region runs from base 1 to 1791 and encodes 596 amino acids. The record is from RefSeq and is a predicted model, not a curated record. NCBI's taxonomy places the organism in Eukaryota, Fungi, Ascomycota, Dothideomycetes, Pleosporales, Lindgomycetaceae.
AUGACUGACCGCCUUAUGCAGUCUCCUGCACUUCCCCACGCCGGGCUGCUGAGUCGGGCCCAGAAAUGUGGUUGCGGCCGGGGAAGUGCAUCCACAUCCACCAACCCACCCCUUGCUUCAUCUAGCCUCGUUUGCCAACGCCUCCAGGACAAGCCUGGAGGCACUUUCAAACGGGACUGCUUCCGCCCUGAUCCACCACCGCGCACAAUCCGGUCCAUCAAUUUUCUUCAGAAGCUGAAGGAUGAGCGUGGCCCGUCCGCCGCAUUUGUCCCAAUUCACCUAAAUGCGAUUCAUAACAGGCGCCCUUUGUCGGCAAGCCGGAACCUGUUCUCCUUUCGUGAUCGUCAGUGCGAAGGCUUCUGGAAGGACGCUCGCGCCAGCAGCCUGACUCUGUUCGGCAGAGAUCCACGAUUCAGCUCUCAAACGUUCCGCUUGCCUUCCGGCGCCAAAUCUUCGCAGCCGCCAGGGAAACCGGCAGAUGUCCGGGAGAAACUGACACCUCGCACUCUCUAUCCGACCUGCAUCCAAAUGCCGGCUUGUGUCGUGUGUCCUGUCUGGCAAAAUCUGGUCGCAAUUGGCGAGCGUAUAGGCUCAUGUAACGGACCAUGUUGGCGACGAAAACAGCGACUCCUACCUCAUCAUCCCUCCACGUCCCUCCGCAUAAUACUAACAGCCUAUUGCUUUGAAUCCUGGACCUGGGAAUGCUACGUCGCCUGGCCAUCGUGCAAGGUUCGCGAAGGCUUGAGCCAAGGCCCCUGUCUUCGUGUCAUUCUAAACCCUACGCAUCAACCUCAUCCCUACUCAGCUCUACGAGAAGCACUUCGUGGUUUGAGAUCACGGCUUAAUUGGAGUCUGGGGUGUUGCGACAUUUUGGCUUUCCCACAGCUUCUAGAUCCGGGGAAGCCCUGCCCCGGAUCCCUCUUUUUUGAAACUGGUGGCGGGGAUGUCGAGACUUGGGCGAAUAUGCUGUGCAAGCUGUGUUUGCUAGUGCCGUGUACGACAGAGCGGGCUCGAGGUCCAACGGAUAGGUAUCCCAUUGCCUCAUUUCCCGACUGUUUGCAUACUUCUGCCUUUCAAUCUCUGGUUUCUCUCACCGAUCAGAACUUCUCGACCAAUGCCCGGAUCAAUGCUACACAAAUCAGCAGCACCAAUUCUGUUCGUAUUCCAACUGACAUCACUCCAGCACUAGCGACUGCCCGUCAGAAGCACGCUCUUCCUCGAAAUGGCUGCCAGAGCCUCGCUUUCGUUGUUUCGUUAUCGCUCCGUUCUCGCUAUAAAGGACAUUGGGAAGGUCCGGGGAAGAAUCCCCAUCAUUGCAUCCAGACGCCUACGAGGGAUGAACCAGGUGAGCAGGAGAGUGUUCGUGAUAGGUCCACCUGGUUUCCUAGCAAAGGAUUGCGCUUAUGGGAGUUAAUUCAGCCACAUUCACUCCAUUGUGAUAUGGGCAAUGAAUUUAGGAGGCUCCCAGCGCCGCAUUUCAUCGACACUUUUUUGAUACACUGGUAUGGAUCUAUGACAUCAAAUGAAGAUUAUCGGGACUUUUCUGCAAAUGUCCAAGCUAUGGGCACGAUUCUCGAUUUCAUAGAAGAGCAUCUGGAGUCAAUAAACCACUUUUUCUUAGGAGACAACCUAGAUUCAAUACUGACCAUCAACGAAAUUGUCGAGUCUACAAAGCUCGCAAGGGAUAUUUUCACUUUCUGUUUACAAGGAAUUCACCAGCUGACAAGCCCUAGUUCGGUGGCACUCAUGAAAGAUGAGGGGGCAAACAUAAAGCUCUUCUCAACUUCUUGA